CCCAGCGUCCAAUCCAGAUGUCUCCUACGUGCGCUAUUCUGCUGUUCUUGUUGGUAGUCACGGUCAAGUGUGACGACGUGCUGGUGACCGUGCAGCAGGGCACGCUGAGGGGGACCACGGCCACGAGCAUCUACAACACGUCCUACACGGCCUUCCUGGGCAUCCCGUACGCCGAACCACCUGUGGGCGACCUGCGUUUCGAGCCUCCGCAAGUUGCCAGCGGCUGGGAGGGCGUCCGAGACGCUACUCAGUACGGCAGCGACUGCGUGCAGGAGACGGGCUCCGGCUCGGAGGACUGCCUCUACCUGAACGUGUACGUGCCGGGGGUGCCGCAGGAGGGCGCCGGGCUGCCCGUGCUCUUCUACGUGCAUGGUGGAGGCUUCAUCAAGGGCAGUGGCUCCGACCAGAAGUUUGGGCCGGACUUCCUCGUCUCGUACGGAGUUAUACUGGUCACCAUCAACUACCGCCUCGGGCCGCUCGGCUUCCUGAGCACUGGCGACGAUGUCGUACCUGGCAACGUGGGCCUCAAAGACCAGCUGCUGGGGCUCUCCUGGGUGCAGAGCAACAUCGAGCGCUUCGGCGGUGAUCCUCAGUGUGUAACGCUGGACGGGCGCAGCGCUGGAGGCGUGGCUGUCUCCUUGCAUCUCAUGUCGCCGCAGACCGCAGGUCUGUUCUCACGCCUGGUAGACCAGAGUGGUACCUUCGUCGCCGGCAUGUCCGUGGUGCCGGAUCCUCGGUACCACGCUUUCAGACUGGGUUCCGUCCUCGGGUACGAAGCGGAAAACUCUCAGCAGCUGGUGCAGUUCUUACGCUCUGUGAACGCCACUGACCUCCUGGUGGAUACGUCCCUCUUAAUGACCGAUGAGCAAAAACUGUACUACUCUUACGGCGUUUGGGGUCCUAAUAUUGAACCAGAUAUCAAAGGGGCCUUUAUAAGGGAGUCACCAAUUCGUAUACUGAAUGCAGGCACUUUCAACAAAGUACCUAUCAUGAUUGGCAUUACGUCUGCUGAGACUGGAGUCAGUAUUCUGAAUAACUCAGAUGUUGUCACGAACCUCAACGAAAACUUUGAGGCAGUGGUGGGGCCAUGCCUUCAUCUACAGACGACGGCUGAACAGACUCAAGCAGCGCUUGAUCUCAGGAACUUCUAUUUCGGCAACGGAACUAUCAGCCUCGAUGAUCCUGAACCUUUGAUCCAUCUUAGUGAAGACAUAGAUUUCUUCAACCCCACUGAUGCACUCGUCAGAAGAAUAGUGGAAGUUACCGAUCUACCAGUCUACUACUACGAGUUCGACUAUCGCGGGGUGAACGUACCUACAAACGAAUGGGGUGUUGAACACGAAGGAGAGCAAGGAUUCCUGUUCCUCCACAAUAACGGCGAUCUUAAUUAUAACUUGGACCCACAAUCCGAAGAGGAUCAAGUACGGAGGAAUAUGUUGCGCCUGUGGACCAACUUCGUAAAAUAUGGGAACCCAACCCCUGAGGCGGACCCCGUGGUGUGGGAGCCGUACGACCUGAGCAGCCGCAGCUACCUGCUGAUGCAGGCCAGCUUCUCGCUCGCACACGACAGGCUUGGCGAGCGCAUGGACUUCUGGAACGAGAACGUACCUCUAGAACCGUAUCCUGGGACCUACUGAUGGAGUCACAUUGGAAGUCACAUGGACGUUUCGAAACCGUCGUUCAGUAACUCAUGGAAAUAGCAUGAAAUAUUUUAAACUUAAUUUUUCUAAA
Schistocerca gregaria is the source of this 1731-nucleotide messenger RNA. RefSeq names its product venom carboxylesterase-6-like. Lineage: Eukaryota; Metazoa; Arthropoda; Insecta; Orthoptera; Acrididae. The transcript has 10 exons. The record is from RefSeq and is a predicted model, not a curated record. The coding region runs from base 18 to 1637 and encodes 539 amino acids.